AUGCAACAGAAAUAUGAGGUGGAGAUAGAACAAUUGAAGGAAAGUUUGAUUGCACUGACCAAAGAAAAUGAAUUUUAUUUCGACAAAUUGCGCCGAAUUGAAAAACUUUGCCAAAAUGCUCAAAAUUCUUCCACUACGUUGCGUGAAGAAAUUAUGGCGAUACUAUACGAAGUCAAGGAAGGUUUCGCAAUUUUCGAAGAUGAUCCUCAAGUUCCUGCUGAAGCUGUUGGCAGCAAUCCGGAAGACACUGUGGAUCUCGAAGGACAACGUUCCCCGGAAGAAUCUUUUUUAAACGACUCUGAAACCUAUUAA
Molecule: messenger RNA, 312 nt
Organism: Gongylonema pulchrum
Lineage: Eukaryota; Metazoa; Nematoda; Chromadorea; Rhabditida; Gongylonematidae
Source: the annotation of a GenBank genome assembly